Babesia bigemina is the source of this 1036-nucleotide messenger RNA. RefSeq lists its product as hypothetical. The transcript has a single exon. The record is from RefSeq and is a predicted model, not a curated record. The annotation marks the transcript as partial. NCBI's taxonomy places the organism in Eukaryota, Apicomplexa, Aconoidasida, Piroplasmida, Babesiidae.
AUGAUUGUCCAGCUUGGUGAAUUGGCUGGACAGCUUGGAGGAUUUGUUGGUGAGAGUGAGAGUGUUAAGAAAGCCGUUGUGAAGGCUAUUAUCGCUUGUUUCGACAAUAAUCCGCACCUAAAAAAUGACCUAAAAGAUGUUUACUCUUCUUAUGUUACUACCCUUUCUGAGUCUGUCAACUCUGCUGACCAGGCUGAUGGCACCGAUGAAAUUGUGAAGCUUAGUGAGCGAGUUACUCAGCAAAUUAAGCUUCUUGAACAACAACUUAAUAGCCCUAAAAACCUUUAUAAUAGUCUUCCUCCUUCCCCCUCUCCCUCUGCUGACUCAGCCAAAUUGCAGUCCAAGUUGGAGGCUUUGGAGAAAGUGAAGGAGCUUUGUGGAUUUUACGAGAAUCUUAAUAAUCAUCCAAAUGAGCCUAAAAAUCUCUUAGAUAAUUUAUGUUCCGGCCUCGAGACUUUCCUCGGCUUCAACUCUGCUUCCAAAGGCUACGAUGGCCAGGGGAUAGUGUACUCUAACCUGGACAGGCUGUGUGACGGGGUGAUGGGAUUUUUGAGUGGUUUUCUCAGUAACAUCCACAAGCAUUUAGGGCAGCAUAAAGGAGAAAUUACAGAAGCUAUUAAGUCACUUGAGCAAAAUAAACACGCCGGUAAAAACGGUUUUAAUGCUGCGAUUGCGGAGGUGGUUAAAGGGGUGCGGGGGUAUAAUAAGGCAGUGGAGCAGUCUAAUAAAAAGGUGAGUGAACCGAUGACUCUCAUACUUUCGCAGGUUGAUGAAGAGUUCAAGAGAAGUGUAGCUGACAUAUUCCCGGAAAAAACGCUCUCAGCCGCCAAGAACGCCGACGUUUUCAAUGCUGUAGACCAGAUUAACGAGAAGCUUAGACAUUGCCACCUGAGUGCUGAGAAAUUUAAUGGCACUUUUAAUUUUGAUAAACACAAUAAAACGAUAUUAAAUGCUGUCAAUGACCUAAAUCCUAAUUUAGUUAUUAGAGUUAAGAAUUCACUUAGCAAUGUUAAGCAUGAGAGCGAGCGGCUUAAGG